Schistocerca piceifrons (Central American locust) is the source of this 738-nucleotide messenger RNA. Its product is annotated as piggyBac transposable element-derived protein 3-like. The record is from RefSeq and is a predicted model, not a curated record. The coding region runs from base 1 to 738 and encodes 245 amino acids. NCBI's taxonomy places the organism in Eukaryota, Metazoa, Arthropoda, Insecta, Orthoptera, Acrididae. The transcript has a single exon.
AUGUACUGGCAGAAGUCAUUGCGUAUGCCAACUAUUGCAGAUUUUAUGCCUAGAGACAGGUUCUUCACUCUCAGAACAGCACUGCAUGUUGUGGACACUAACAACAUUCCACGUGAAUCAGAAACUAAUAGAUUGUGGAAAGUACAACCUGCAAUUAAUGUUGUACGCAGUGCUUGUUUGAGACUUCCAUGCCCCUCUGAAAAUGAUUAUUCCACUGAUGAGCAAAUGGUACCAUUUACUGGACGCUGCACAUUGUCUCAAUAUGUUCCAAACAAACCGCAUCCUUUGGAAAUCAAAAACUUUGUUUUGGCAACAACGAAAGGUUUAGUACUUGAUUUUGAAUUUUAUCGAGGUAAAUCAACUCCUCUGCCAGCUGUUGGCCUUGGUCUUGGGCCAUUUGUAAUACUUCGCCUUGCUCAAACAUUACCUCAAGGUGCAAGACUAUAUUUUGACACAUAUUUUACAGCUUUGUUUUUCAUUAUGGUUCCUGUUCCUUCCAGCCCUAGGUCAAGUAACUGUUGCAAUAAUGGCAGAGUGAAACCAGUUCACCUGACAGAACAAAAAAGACUGAAGGGAGGAGGUAUGGACGAAUUCUGCAGGGACGAUGAUAAAAUAGUCAUCGUCCAGUGGAAAGAUUCAAAAGCUGUGACCCUUGCCUCUACUUGCACAGGAUGUGAACCUGUAAGCAAUGUUGAGAGAUGGAGUAAACCAGAAAAGAAGUACAUCUUAGUGCCAUGA